AUGAGCAAAUGUAACUCUGACGGAUCUGGAGGCCGCGGGCGAUUGACCCCCACGGCUCAAACUUCCAUUCGAUCAGCAAAACCACCCUUGGUGUUGCUCGCUCAGUGGGACGCGGAUCUUGUGAUCAAAGAGAUCUUCUCUCACGCCCUAGAACAUACCACAAACCGCUUCCUUCACAGAAUCCGUGAUCUUCUUAUUCAUGUUUCCCCGAAGUCAAAGCAACAGGUCGAAGAAGACCUAGAGACACUUGUCAACGACAUAUGGGAAGGCACUACAGCAAUACACUAUGCUGCAGCCCAGCCGGGGGCAGCUUUGGAGGUGCUUCUGCCUUUCGCAAGGAAUAUAGACCUGCCAGAUAAUGACGGGUCAACACCUUUGAUCCUUGCCGCAGUCCGUGGCCAUUGCCGGAGCGUGCGGGUUCUCCUCAAGGCCGGCGCCAAGGUAGAUGCUGUUGAUCCAUGGAACCAAACGGCAUUGUUCACCGCGGUUGAUGUUGGCGCAGUGGAUGUUGUUCGAACACUGCUUGAGUUUGGGGCCGACCCUAACAUUUCAUCUAUCAACGGUCAUUCACCACUUGCGCUUGCUACAGGGAAGAACAGUUCAGAAAUGGUUGAAAUAUUAUUGGAGUUCUCAGCGGACCUUGAUGCUCCCGCAUUCGAUGGAAAACCCAUCCCUUUCUUAGCUAGCUGGAUGGGAAGUACUGAUGCUCUCGAGAUCCUGGUACGACAUAUAGACGUGGAUCAAGUUUGGCGGAAUGAGCGCUUGAUUCACAUGGCGUGCUUCAAGGGAUGGAAAGGGGUCGUUGACAAGCUUAUCGAGAAGCAUGCAAACCUCAAUGAUCCUCCCAGAGAUCUGCCAAAAGCUUCACCAGUGGCUCUGGCCGUUGAGUCGGGCCAUAGUGAUAUUCUGAGGGCCCUUUUAGCUGCGGGUGCUGCAGUCGAGUGCCCUGUGAAGGGAAUGAGCUCUCCCCUACACAUCGCAGUGGCGGCUCAGAAUUUACUAGGAUGCGAGCUACUCCUUGAUGCUGGGUGCCAAGUCAACGCGGAAGACAAGGAUGGAAGCACGGCUCUUUCAAUAGCAGCAGAUCUAAACGAUCUCGACAUGGUCGAAUGCCUUAUCUCUCACGGAGCUGAUCCAAGCAGACCGGAUUAUGAAACACCACUUCAUAUUGCGGUCGACUGGGGGAAUUUUGACAUGGUCGAAAUUAUUCUUUCGAGUCGGUUCUUUUCCGAUAUAGACGCGAAAGGUGAAAAAGGAUUCACAGCUCUUGGUAUCGCAGCGACAACUGGGAGAUUGGACAUCGUCAGUAUGCUUCUUGAUCACGGAGCAGAUCCAAACAUGCGGACUGGACCACAUAACUCAGGCGCUCCACUACACAUCGCAGCCAACAAAGGUCAUCGAAGUAUAGUGAUAGAACUCCUGAAGCGAGGAGCAGAUCCUUACCCGGAAACUACCAAAAAGUCAAGUGCCUUUCAUGCUGCUUGUAUAGGGGGCUGGUUGGACGUGAUGGAAACCUUCUUGGAGGUUGUUGAUAAUGUUGGCGAGUUGGUCAACUUCGAAUGGGGCUGGGCUGGAACUCCUUUGAAAGCAGCUGCAUCAGGUGGGAGACUGGAUGCAGUGAAGCUACUUCUCAGUAAAGGCGCCGACCCAAACAAACAGCUGCAAUCCAAGAUUAAUAAGGGCCAGACUAUCAUCCAUGCCGCCGCUGGGGGAGGUAAUACCCAGGUUUUGGAAGUCAUACUCGGCGCAGUCGAUGAUUCGUCACUUGAGAUACGUGAUAGAGCUCAAAGGACACCGCUAUGGUACGCUUGUGUGGAAGGACACGAGGAUAUGGUCAAAUAUCUACUUGAAAGAGGAGCGUCAACAGAUGUCAUCUUUGAUGAUGGAGAAAACAUCAUACCUACCAUUGUGUCUGGUGGAUCUGAGAGGAAUCUGAAACUUGUAUUGGAGAAGAAUCCCGACCUCGACACCGACUGCAUCUUAGCAGAUGGCGAGACCCCAUUAUUCAAGGCGGUUUAUUGUGGCCAUGGCAAGAUCGUGUCGAUCCUCUUGGAACGUGGUGCAGAUGUGAACAGUAGAUCGAAAUAUGGAAACGUCCCAGUCUUUGGGGCGAUCACUAAUCGUCAGAAUGAGACUUUACGGAUUCUUCUUGAGCAUGAGUCUAUCGAUCUGACUCAGCGGGACUCCUUCGACCGGACUGCGCUUCAGAUAGCACUGCAAUCAGGGACGAGUUUGAUGCCUGCCAUGGUGUUAGGUGCUGCCAAAGACUCGGAUGUAGAGACGAUACUUACCGAGAACCGAGACAUGUACGGGCUCAACGCUUAUGACCUGACCAGGCCUGAAGCCAAUAAUCCAGCGCCAUUCGAUCGCUGUGUCGAAGGUGUACGUCAGGACGCCCAAAGACUAUUGGAUGAUUUCGACCUACACGGAGUAAGAUGGGAGCGCCUUGGCAAGUUCCUGCUCCAGCUUGGGUCGUACAGUUUCGCCCAAAUUGCUCUUCAAAGAAGUGCUCGAGUUGUAGAGACAACCCCCUUAGUUUUGAAGCAUGACAACUACUGUGAUAUGUGUCUUGACACAAUUGCAGGUCCUCGCUACGUUUGUUGCACAUGCUGCACAGUCGAUCUCUGCGGAGUGUGCGCCAGACGGGACAAGAAACCGGGGAAUCGGACUUGGACCUGUGAUUAUCACUCCUUUCUUGCUAUCAACUUGCCCAAGAUACAGGGCCCAGAUGUAAUGUUGAGGACUGAGGUUGACUUCCACGUACCAUCACGGCUGUCUCCCAUCGAGGAGGUAGAAUCUGAAACUAGCCAAGGGUGGACAGAAGCAGAUGGUAAUGAAUACUUUCGGGAGCCGCCAUCUCUGCUGGAUGAUGAGGAUGCCCAGGAUGACGUCUCUUUAUCCUCGGGCGACACUUCCAACAGCCAUACAAUGGCAAUCGAACCUAUCUCCACACAGUCGUCGACAGCGGUGACUAGCUACUCUUUCAACGACGGCGAACUCCUAGAUAAUGCGACUAACAAGAGCCGUGUGUUAGCAAAGGAAGAGUGGUCAGACAGAACUGAGGACGAGCUUCGAGAGUUUCUCGAAGCAGUUCUCAAAACUUUCACUACCUACCAGACGCCAAAUGGAAUAUCCAAGUGGAACUUUUCGGCCGAUGGGUGGACGUUGAGGUAUAAAGAUGAUGCUCUGAAAUACACAUGGGUGGAGGGGGAUGAGAAUGCGAAGCUUAUCCCGUCUGUACGAGAGUGGACGCCGCUUCAGCCGUUGACAGAGGCAUACUAUUACCUGUCAGGGCUUUCGUAUCUCAUGGCAGACGUACCACUGUACCUAGUUGCAACUGGCCUAGCGUUCCAUGGAUAUGAAGAUGAAGCCUUGAAAAGAAGGAAGAGGUUGCAGCGGCUGCACCACAAGGUGAUCUUUCCUGUGAGGCGUCAUGGGGAAGUCGUAGUCUGA
Molecule: messenger RNA, 3453 nt
Organism: Fusarium verticillioides 7600
Lineage: Eukaryota; Fungi; Ascomycota; Sordariomycetes; Hypocreales; Nectriaceae
Exons: 1
Coding region: 1-3453 (1150 amino acids)
Cellular component (GO): cytoplasm
Molecular function (GO): protein binding
Source: RefSeq, a predicted model, not a curated record